UCGCCAUCUCUUCUCUUGUAUAGGGUUGGAUGCUGCAACAAGACUUGCAUGGCAUGAGAGCUUGAAACUGGCUCCGAUCCUGGAAAAAGAUGGUUUUCCUCGAUUUGUUGUCUGUAUCAAGCCAUGUUCUCUCAACUUGCUCAAUCGUUUUCUCCCCCGCCUUUUGUGUGUGUACUAAUUUACAGGAUAUAUCGACACGUAGCCUAAACUGCCAAGGCACUUUCGAAGUCUCGUCUGUUCAUACUCUCCAUGGUAUUCGAGGUCAAAUUUGUGCCAAGAUUGAAUCCCGGACUCUAUUGUCCAAUUUACUUUUCUCCCUCGUGUUGCGUCCGCUGUCAAUCUGAAAUGGGGCGGUACGUGUCAAAGCAGGGAGGUACAUUCAAACUCGUAGAAUUGUAAGUACUGCUGUUCCGUUGGCUCGCGCUGGCGGAAUGCAAGCUGUAGGAAAGCUCGACUUGGGAGGUCUGCAA
This is a messenger RNA of Aspergillus japonicus CBS 114.51, 470 nucleotides long. RefSeq lists its product as uncharacterized. The record is from RefSeq and is a predicted model, not a curated record. NCBI's taxonomy places the organism in Eukaryota, Fungi, Ascomycota, Eurotiomycetes, Eurotiales, Aspergillaceae. The coding region runs from base 90 to 344 and encodes 84 amino acids. The transcript has a single exon.